CAUUUAGUUUUAGUUUGAGUUUAAGCCUUCAAAUGUAUGCAUUGAUGGUGCCUGUGCUUUGGAUAACUGUAACAGGAGGUCUUAAUUAUCCUUUCGAUGACCCCGAGCUUUCCCCGGACUUUUUCCAAGGGGAUAUCAUAAUUCCUCCCCUGAAGCAAAGAAAUGGGAUGAAUACAGCCCUGCAUCUGUGGCCAAAUCGUACGGUUUGGUUUGAGAUCGAACCAAAUAUAUUUGGAGACGACCACAUGGUAUUAAUCCGCAAAGCCAUGAAUACGAUCCAGGAAAACUCAUGUGUAAUCUUUCGAAACGCCACUGAAGCCGAACGGAAUUUUUCGCUUCUUAUAACAUCACAAACCAAAGGUUGCAGCACUCUGAUCUUGGGAUUCAGAAACUCCACGAAUAAAAUGAACCUUCAGCUCUUUGAUCCUGGCAGAGGAUGUUUCCGAAUAGGUUCACUCAUCCACGAGUUUCUGCAUGUUCUUGGUUUUGAACAUCAGCACGUGGCCCACAACCGGGACCAAUUUGUUCGCAUCGAGUGGGAAAACAUUCAACCAGAAUUCAAGAUAAAUUUUAUAAAUAACGACAAGCUAUCAAAUUUUACCAGCUUUGGGGAAAGCUACGACUACGAUAGUGUAAUGCACUAUAUUCCCACAGCCUUUUCCAAAAACGGAAAGCCAACCAUUACACCUUUAAAGAAAGUUGGUCAACGAAUGGGACAGAGAGUUGGCAUGAGUGAAAUUGAUAUUAGAAAGUUGAACAAAAUGUAUAAAUGUCCUGGCUAUGUUUGAAAUAUAUUAAAUUUUUAUUACAGGUCUUAA
Drosophila ananassae is the source of this 818-nucleotide messenger RNA. RefSeq names its product seminal metalloprotease 1. The record is from RefSeq and is a predicted model, not a curated record. Gene Ontology annotation, molecular function: metalloendopeptidase activity; zinc ion binding. Gene Ontology annotation, biological process: proteolysis. The coding region runs from base 33 to 788 and encodes 251 amino acids. The transcript has 2 exons. Lineage: Eukaryota; Metazoa; Arthropoda; Insecta; Diptera; Drosophilidae.